ACCAUCUCCAUGCUGUGGAAUGUUCUGCUCACCUCAGCAGUAAAUUACAGCAACGACAAACACCGACAACUUUAAGAUGACCCAGUGGGAGGAACUGUUGAGACGGAACUUAAUCCAGGGCCGGUUGAGUCAGUUGUAUGAGAGAAAAUUCCCCAGACACAUCCGCCACUCUCUGUGCCUCUGCUUAGAGAGCCAGGACUGGGAUUUGGCAGCUUUGGAUGAAAAUAAAGCAAGAGCUUGUUUCCAUGCACUCCUGAUGUAUUUGGAUGAACAGUGGAAUCAUUCUCUCCAGGACAAUAACUUUUUCCCAGGACCUGAUUUUCUAGGGAUGAAAGACUACUUGGUGAAACACUUUCAAGAUGAGCCACUGAACUUGGCUGUAAUCCUCUCUGAAUGCCUACAGGAGGAAAAGAAAGUUCUGGCUUCAGCCUCUGAAAAACAGGGUUGUGGCAGUCCAGCUGUGCAACAAAAAUGGAAAGAGCUGGACAGAGGAGUCAAUGAACUGAAAAGACAGACUCUGGAGGUAAAGAAGGAAGUUAAGUCACUGGAGCUCCUGAAUGAAAACCUUGACUAUGUACAGAAGACCUGGCAAAACAAAGUGGAGCAGGACAGUGGAUUGGCCCAAUCCAAUGCUGCUGUGAAAGAGGGGUGUCUGAAGCAGGCCAACUUUAUCAUGCAAACAAAAGAGAUGGUGCUGCAGCAGAUAGUGGACAUUUUAAACCAGGCAGAGCAGAUUGUUGCAGCUCUCACUGAUGUGGAGCUGCCUGAGUGGAAGCGCAGGCAGCAACUGGCCUGCAUUGGAGGUCCAGUCGACACCAGUCUGGACCACCUCGAGGAGUGGUUCACAGCUGUGGCAGACGUGCUAAUACAAGUAAACCAAGAGCUGCAGAAACUACAAGACCAGAGCAAGAAAUACAACAGCCCUGAUGCCUCCAGCUUCCCUAGAGAAACUGAGAACUUUACACUGUCCUUACUCACAAAACUUCUGGCAAAUGCUCUAGUGGUGGACAAACAACCCAUCAUGUCGAGUUUACCACAACGACCUCAGAUUCUUAAGACCGGGGUGCGGUUCACAGCAGCAGUCAGGUUCUUGACAAAUCUCCCUGAAUUCAAGUGCCAGCUCAAAGUGAAACCUGUAUUUGACAAGGAUGUAGAAGAAACCACAACUGUUAAUGGGUACCGUCACUUUGACUUCACCAGUGAUAACAGUAAGGUGUUGGAUGUGGACAGGCCUGAUGGAGGCUUGGUGGCAGAAUUUGCACACAUGACACUCAAGGAAAGCAAAGCAAGACCCAAAGGAUCAUGCGAGAGUCAUCUGGGAGUCACCGAAGAACUCCACAUCAUUAAGUUUGUGACAGAGCUCCAGUUUGCUGGUCUGAGUUAUAACAUUGAGGCCAGCUCCCUGCCUGUGAUUGUCAUCUCCAGUACCAGUCAGAUCCCCAGUGCCUGGGCCUCUGUCAUGUGGUGCAAUAUGCUGUCCACCAGCGAACCAAGGAACCUGUCAUUGUUUGUCGACCCUCCUCCACUCACCUGGCAGCAGCUGUCACAGGUUCUGAGCUGGCAGUUUUUGUCUGUUGGCCAACGAGGACUUGAUGAAGAUCAGCUCUCCAUGCUGAGAGACAAAAUUGUGGAUAAUCCUGAUGGUAUUAUUCAUUGGAACAAGUUCUCCAAGAAUGAAAGUGUCUGGAUUUGGAUUGAUGGAAUCCUGGAUUUGAUCAAAAGACACCUAGUGGAUCUUUGGCAGGAUGGGUACAUCAUGGGGUUCGUAAGCAGGGAGACAACACGGGACCUGUUGAAGGAAAAACUGGGACCUUUCUGAUUCGAUUUAGCGAGA
Lates calcarifer (barramundi perch) is the source of this 1834-nucleotide messenger RNA. RefSeq names its product signal transducer and activator of transcription 1-alpha/beta-like. Gene Ontology annotation, molecular function: RNA polymerase II cis-regulatory region sequence-specific DNA binding; DNA-binding transcription factor activity, RNA polymerase II-specific. The transcript is spliced from 20 exons. The record is from RefSeq and is a predicted model, not a curated record. Lineage: Eukaryota; Metazoa; Chordata; Actinopteri; Centropomidae. Gene Ontology annotation, biological process: response to peptide hormone; regulation of transcription by RNA polymerase II; cell surface receptor signaling pathway via JAK-STAT. Bases 77 to 1819 code for a protein of 580 amino acids.